Molecule: messenger RNA, 1263 nt
Organism: Saccostrea echinata
Lineage: Eukaryota; Metazoa; Mollusca; Bivalvia; Ostreida; Ostreidae
Product: tropomyosin-like
Exons: 10
Coding region: 1-1233 (410 amino acids)
Source: RefSeq, a predicted model, not a curated record
AUGGAAAAUCACGAGGAAUUGUCGCCGGAGAGCAAUGGGACAACAACAAAUGGAGAAAUCACCAUUAAUAACAAUGAACGACCGGACAAAACCAAGCAUCGAUCCCAUAAAAAGAAGAAAAGGAAACAUUCCGAUUACAACGCUCUUGCAGAAUGUCGCAAAAUGUUCCGAAUGGAAAUGAUGCAGCUUGGAAAGGAGCUCUUCCAGUUUAGGCAGAUGUGCCAGCAAGAGAUUUCCAAGUACAAGGACCUUCUUAACAAUACAGAUAACAUAGAAAGGGAUAAGGAAAACAACAUAGAAAUCAAGAAUGGAUACAGUACAAUGUUGGGUGGGACGUCCGUGGAACAGUACUGGAAGACAAAACUGGACAAUCUCCAGGCGGAUAUGACGUAUCUAGAGAAGAAACAGGCCCAACUGGACAGAGAGAAAGAGAUUGUGGACAAAGAGGACGAACUGUCUCAACGUCUGGUCAGCCUGGAGAACUACGAACAGGAGAUAGAAGAGUUGGAGUCAGUCCUGGACAGACGACAGGCACGGUGUGUGAAGAGACAACAGAGUUUACAGGAUCUAGAAGAGGACAUUGAGCAGCAUAAAGAGGAGUUAGAGAAAAAUAAACAGAGACUGGAGGAGACUCAGGAGAAAUCAGACCCAUCAGCCACAGCACGUAGACACUGCCAAAAAUGUUUUAAGCUGGAGAUAGCUAAGCGUGGAAUACUUGAGAAACAGACCGUGCUGGAAUCUACAGUGCAGAAGUACCGAGCUGAGCUGGCUGCAGCUUCCUCUAACAGUACAGCCAAGGACAUACUUAUCAACAAGCUAGAUGAACAGGUGAAGUCACUUCAUGAACAGUUGGAACAAAGAGACAAAAAGAUAAAGAACUUAGAGUCUCGUUUGGUUUUGGCCAUUGAAGAAUCCAGGAAGGCGACCUUUAGGAAUGACACUACCACUUUGUCUGACAGUGUGAACUCCUCUCCGAGCAAACGACCAGACAGUCGUGUCAGUAGACACUCCGACAGUGACCUCUCUCUGAGCAAAUCUGCCUCACAAAAGGGAGGCAACUCAUUCAGGCACUCUGUAAGGAGGUCAGAAGGGGGAAAAGACAAUACCAGGGUCAAAAAAGACACUGCCAGUGUGAGGCAUCCAAUGAGACUAAGUGUUGACUAUGAGGAAGACAGAUUUCAGAUGGUGAAGUCUCCUUUACCUGACAAAAGUAAUGCUUGUUCUGUGAUGUGAUAGUAAACAGACAUUUAAGGAUAUCCGAUC